This is a messenger RNA of Iphiclides podalirius (scarce swallowtail), 234 nucleotides long. Lineage: Eukaryota; Metazoa; Arthropoda; Insecta; Lepidoptera; Papilionidae. The record is from the annotation of a GenBank genome assembly.
AUGCGCUGGGCACUUACGGGCGGACUCCUGGCGCCGUCACUACAGAGAGGUGCGCCUAGCUUCCAGUUAGACGUCCUGACUUGUGUAGAGCGCGCCGGGAUAGCAGACGCGACAGGUGGAUGGCCCCGGCGCACCUCCCACUCCCGCGGGAGGGAGCAGGUGCAUCGCCCUCCCAAGGCGACCUUCUCCCCCCCCCCACCCUCCCCCUCCCCCAUACCUCACCCCCACACUUCA